Zerene cesonia (dogface butterfly) is the source of this 1167-nucleotide messenger RNA. RefSeq names its product zinc finger CW-type PWWP domain protein 1-like. The record is from RefSeq and is a predicted model, not a curated record. The transcript is spliced from 6 exons. The coding region runs from base 1 to 1167 and encodes 388 amino acids. Lineage: Eukaryota; Metazoa; Arthropoda; Insecta; Lepidoptera; Pieridae. Gene Ontology annotation, cellular component: nucleus. Gene Ontology annotation, molecular function: zinc ion binding.
AUGGAAGAGGUACAAUUACCAAUGGAGAAAGCAUGCGAGCCUGCUGAAAAUGCUCAUCAACCUAAGAUGCAUUCCGAAAAAGAAAAGGGUAAAGAUACUGUAACUUUUAAAGACGUUUUAAAUAACAGUAAAAGCCGAAGCAACAUUAUCAGAGGUUACAAAGAAGUUUUAAGUCAGCCACCAGAUAACACAACUCAGCUACAAAAGCUGCAAUGGCUACAAAAACGUCGUACAUCGGGUCUUUGGGUGCAAUGCGAUACUUGUAACCAAUGGCGGUAUUUACCGCACAUUCUCGAUAGCUAUGAACUUCCUAAGAAGUGGUAUUGUAAAAUGAACCCAGAUGCAAAAAUGGCGAACUGUUCAAUCCCCGAAAUACCCAUACGCUUGCACGAUGAAGAAGAUCUUAUCCAUAGUGAAUACGCGGCUGGUUCGCUGGUAUUAGCUCGGCUACCCGGCUGGCCCUGGUGGCCCGCUAUGGUUGACGAUUGUCCCGACACUGAACAAUAUUAUUGGCUAGAUGGAUUUUCUGAUAUACCAACUCAUUAUAAUGUUGUAUUCUUCGACACUGAUGCAACAAGAGCUUGGUUAGCUCCACACCAACUCAAACCCUAUGGCCCAAAUAAAAAUAUUUUAAAAACAUGUCUGAAAAAAAAUGCAUAUAAAAAACGAUUGGAAGUGUCCAUCGCUCAGUGCGAGGACGCUGAAAAAUUGUCUCUCAAGAAACGUUUAGAGAAAUACAGCUUCAUAAACCGUUACGAUGGGCCAAUUGUAAGUCCCAAAAAAAUUCACAAAAAGGAGGCCGAAAAGUACCGACAACGUCUCAAAAGAAAAUAUGAUAUUGAUUUACCGAAAGAUUUUUUUGAAUCGGAUGAAGAUAAAGAUGAAAUGUUGAAGGAAAACGUCAUUAUUGUUGGAUCUAAGAAAGCGACCGGUGGUAGUAGGGAUAAUGACGAGAUUGCUCUUAAUUUACAGAUAGAUAAAAUUAACAAAGACUCCUCUUUGAUUGUUCAAGUUGGUACUGAUAAAGAUAACCAAAAUAAAGAAAUUGCCACUGACAAUCAGCUGCAGAACAAAAAUCUUACUAUUAUGAACGGUACUCCCGGAGAAGAUACUAUACAUACUGAAAAUAAUUCAAAUUCACCUCACAGUGAUGAUUUUGAUUUUUAA